GACAUCUCAAGCUCUCCAUCUGAUUCCUCCUUCCCACCUCACCGCAAUCUUCAAUUCCAAUCUCCGUUUCCGAUAAAGGACUUAGAUUCCGGUUCCCCACCACAUUUUUUUGCUGCCGACGACAUGUCCUUCGAGGAAGAGGAGUCCCUGGAGCACACCCUCCUCGUCGUCCGGGAGGUUUCCAUCUACAAAAUCCCUCCCCGGUCCACCUCCGGCGGGUACAAAUGCGGCGAGUGGCUGCAGUCCGAUAAGAUCUGGUCCGGUCGCCUCCGUGUUGUCUCUUGCAAGGACCGCUGCGAGAUCCGGCUAGAGGAUCCCAACACUAGCGAGCUUUUUGCUGCUUGUUUCGUGCACCCGGGCCAGCGCGAGAACUCUGUCGAGCCCGCACUUGACUCGUCCAGAUACUUCGUGCUUAAGAUCGAGGAUGGACAGGGGAAGCAUGCGUUUAUUGGGCUCGGGUUCAAUGAACGGAACGAGGCGUUUGAUUUCAAUGUGGCGUUGUCUGAUCACGAGAAGUAUAUCAGGAGAGAGCACGAGAAGGAGACAGGCGAGACGAGCAAUAACGAGAGUCAUAUUGAUAUCCAUCCUGCUGUUAAUCACAGAUUGAAGGAAGGUGAGACAAUCCGGAUAAAUGUGAAGCCGAAGCCAACGAGUGGAACUGGUAUGCUAUCGGCUGCUGGGUUGUCAGGAGGGCCUUCUGGAAGUGCAAAGCCUAAAACUUUGGGACUUGCUCCACCACCUAGCGGCACAGGUAAAAUAAGAUCUCCUCUCCCACCCCCUCCAAAUGACCCUGUUGCUGCUCGGAUCAGCUCAUCUAGUCUCAAGGCACCUAAUGAAGACACUAGACAAACUGAUCCUCUAUCAGAUUUUUCUAAGCUUGAGGUACAUUUCUAUCCCUUGUCCCCUAAUCUGAUCCUUUAUACAUGAUAUGUUCCCUGUACUCCAAACUGUGAGGUGUCAUUCAAACUGGUUCAUUUUUUUUAUCAAAAGCUGAUCGAUUGAAUCUAUAAGUUUAGUUCCAACAGCUUUGAUAUGUUGCCUGCAAGAAGGCAUCGUGAUCUUAUUGAUAUAGUGCAUCUUCCUUUUUCUUGGCUUUUGGUUUAGAAACUAGCAUUAGUGUAAUCUCUGCCUUGCAUCGCUAGUUUUUGCUUCUCUUUUGAAAACAUAAGAAUAUUUAUGAUACUUAGGAUAUGGUGAUGAAGAAUUCUAAGUUUGAUAAAAUUCCUGCAUAACUAUAUGGAGUUGUUUUUCAGGAUAUUGAGGCAGUAGAAGAUUGAAAACUCUUGUUUUGAUUGUGUCUUUCUAUUUAUAAGUAACUUAUAAAUUAUUGCUUAUCAGAAGGAAGCCUGAAAACAAUAUAUUUUUUUUUCCAUAUGGAUGUUGGUGCAUUGCCUAGUGUGCCCUUUUUUUCUAUUAUUUUGUACCAAAAUGACUAAAUAUUUUUGUUGGUUGCUGCCUGCUAGAUAGAAACUGUGCUAUCUCAUAUCUUCAACCAGUCAGUAUGCUUAUUAAUUCUUUUACAAGCUAUUGUGUUUAGUCAAAUCUGCUGCAUAUAUUACUCUCAUGAGCAUUUUCACCUAAACUGAUUGUCUUUGUUCGUUAGUUGUGGAUGGUGCUUACAAUAUAAGGAUUUUAUCUCA
Molecule: messenger RNA, 1640 nt
Organism: Rubroshorea leprosula
Lineage: Eukaryota; Viridiplantae; Streptophyta; Magnoliopsida; Malvales; Dipterocarpaceae
Source: the annotation of a GenBank genome assembly